Messenger RNA from Arabidopsis thaliana (thale cress), 865 nucleotides. RefSeq names its product Heavy metal transport/detoxification superfamily protein. Gene Ontology annotation, molecular function: metal ion binding. NCBI's taxonomy places the organism in Eukaryota, Viridiplantae, Streptophyta, Magnoliopsida, Brassicales, Brassicaceae. The record is from RefSeq and is marked reviewed. The transcript is spliced from 3 exons. Bases 169 to 591 code for a protein of 140 amino acids.
CACCUUGCUUCUCUCUCCAUCUCUUUAAGACAGUGUAAGUGUGUAAUACAAGCAAGUAUUUCUCUUACAUAUUCUCUCAUUUCUCACCCAACUUCUCCUUUUUAUUAGUCUUCCCAACAUCAUCCCAAUAUCACACUCUCUUAAAACCCUUAAUUAGUUUUCAAACCAAUGGGAAAGCUCCAGAAGAUUGGGAGAGUAUGGGAUUGUCUUUUUCUUCCGACAAAUCAGUGUUCAUGUUUUUGUCUAAACACUCUAGGAGAUGAAGAAGAAGAGUUUGAGAAAGAGCCAUUGAUAGAUUCUUCAACAGAGAAAUCUGGGAAAGUCAUGAGGUUAAAAGAUGUUGUAGCUGCUGAUCAUCGUCAGACUCUUGCCUUUCAUCUUAAGCCUAAGAUAGUGGAGCUAAAGGUGUCAAUGCAUUGCUACGGAUGUGCGAAGAAAGUCGAGAAGCAUAUUUCUAAAUUAGACGGAGUGACAUGGUACAAAGUGGAGCUAGAGAGCAAGAAGGUGGUGGUGAAAGGGAACAUAUUGCCGGUAGAUGUGUUAGAGAGUAUUUGUAAAGUCAAGAAUGCUCAGCUUUGGUCUUCUCCUUGAAUCACUCUUUUCUUUCCACAUGGGCCUUUCAUGUCAAUCUCCAUCUUUCAUGUUAUAUUAUUGUCAUUAUCUAAUUUUGCGUACAUACACAUGCAUGCAUCUAUUUUCUCUGAAUCUCUAAUCUAUAUCCCUUUUUUGUUUUGUUCAAUUCCACUCUAUUUUGUAACAUUUUGAAUCUAUCUCGUUUGUCAUAUAUACAAAUUAGUGGGGAUGCUUUUCUUUUCUCCAUACAUUCAAAACGAUAAUAAUCAUAUGACGAACACUUCACUGAAAU